Populus nigra (black poplar) is the source of this 816-nucleotide messenger RNA. RefSeq lists its product as uncharacterized. Bases 158 to 526 code for a protein of 122 amino acids. The transcript is spliced from 3 exons. The record is from RefSeq and is a predicted model, not a curated record. Gene Ontology annotation, biological process: proton motive force-driven ATP synthesis. Gene Ontology annotation, molecular function: proton transmembrane transporter activity. Lineage: Eukaryota; Viridiplantae; Streptophyta; Magnoliopsida; Malpighiales; Salicaceae.
AUCACGUCAGGUUCGGAUAUAGAUAGCAUCCGUGAAUAUCCGAUGACAUGUACAAGAGCCGACCCAAACACAGAACUUCAAACCCUACUACACUCUCUUCCCUGCUUGCUCUCUGUCUCAUCACCAACAGAAGAGAUAGAGAGAGAGGUAAUUCAUAAUGGCUUCAAAGCUAGCUCAGUUGCAAUCGAAGGCUUGUCAUGCCUCAAAGUUUGUGUCUAAGCAUGGUGGUGCAUAUUACAAGCAGUUGUUAGAACAGAACAAGCAAUAUAUCCAGGAUCCACCCACUGUUGAGAAAUGCAAUCUUUUGUCCAAGCAAUUGCUUUACACUCGCCUCGCCAGCAUUCCUGUGCGUUAUGAAGCAUUUUGGAAGGAGCUUGAUUAUGCUAAGCACCUUUGGAAACACAGGCAGGAGUUGAAGGUUGAGGAUGCUGGCAUUGCUGCUCUGUUUGGGCUGGAGUGUUUUGCAUGGUACUGUGCUGGUGAGAUUGUUGGUCGAGGGUGUACAUUCACUGGCUACUAUGUCUAAGUGCUGCAACAAGACGACACACCUCCGGACUUGAACCGAUAAAGCUUGAGAUUUCUGUUUUUCACGUUCAUCUUGUUUGCAAUUGACCAUUGCAUAUAUACUAAAUUUGCUAUCCUUCAUAAAAAUUGAAAAACUAGGCCAGGAAAACUCGUUUCCGUGAUGAUCUUCUGUACCUCACAUAUUUCCUUGCAUUUUCGCUCAUGCCAUGCGGCUGUCCUUCAGGCUCUAUUCCUUUUGCUCAGAAUAACAUGUCUCUGAAAAAAAACCACAAGGAAAACAUUUUUCUUGAA